This is a messenger RNA of Cladophialophora carrionii CBS 160.54, 1407 nucleotides long. RefSeq lists its product as uncharacterized. NCBI's taxonomy places the organism in Eukaryota, Fungi, Ascomycota, Eurotiomycetes, Chaetothyriales, Herpotrichiellaceae. Gene Ontology annotation, biological process: reciprocal meiotic recombination; meiotic DNA recombinase assembly. Gene Ontology annotation, molecular function: crossover junction DNA endonuclease activity; four-way junction DNA binding. The coding region runs from base 1 to 1407 and encodes 468 amino acids. The record is from RefSeq and is a predicted model, not a curated record. Gene Ontology annotation, cellular component: Rad51C-XRCC3 complex; replication fork; Rad51B-Rad51C-Rad51D-XRCC2 complex. The transcript has a single exon.
AUGGAGGAUCGAGACACUGAUAUACACAACUUUUCUCCAACCUCAUCCCAGCAUCGACUGCCAACCGUUACGGGCAUCGAAGCCUUGCAAAAUGCUACGGCCAACUCCAGAGGCAUCUCAUCAGGUCUUCCAACUUUGGACGCAAUCUUGGUAAACAACAGCAUCAACAAUCUAUCGAUUGCGACACCAGGUUUUCAACGCGGGUACGUUACCGAAGUAUUUGGCCCCCCAGGAGUCGGCAAGACUACAUUCGGCUUGCAGGCCUCUGUCAACGCAGUUCGCUCGGCAGAGGAGGAGUCUCAUGUGUUAUGGGUUAAUACAGGAUCGCCGCUGGUCGAAACCCGACUUGAUGAUCUGAUGAAGGCUUCGACGAUUCCCCUCAACUCGGAAAUGCCUUCCUCACCACGGGAGUCUGUCGAUGUAGAUUCGUUGCUGGACGAAAAGUUUACCUAUUUAGACGCCCACACGUUGCCUCGCCUGUUGACGGUCUUCCUGCACCCUCCCGCGGCACUUCCUUCGCCUCAGACGUGCCUGAUUAUUGUCGAUGAUCUCUCCAAUCUCCUCCUCGGCGCCUUUUCACGGACUCCAAAGAAUCUCAAGCCGUCCGCCCCAGCGGCGGUAAAGGAGAGAUUUGAGAAGCAAGCCGCAUCGAAGCGCUUUCAGAUCAUGGAAAAUCUCGCCACAGCAAUGUCCAAAAUGGCUGCGAUCAGGAAUAUAGCCAUUGUCGUCUUGACGAACGCAACCACCAAUUUGAAGACUUCUAACAGAGCUACUUUGAAACCAGCGUUGUCGAGUCAAGCUUGGGAGUCAGCCGUCUAUACUCGCAUUAUGCUUUACCGUGACUUUGUGGAUGAGGCGCAGCUGGCAGAAGCGCGGGAUGCACGCUUGCUAGGGUUACGAUACGCAGAAGUACAACGUAUAGCAAAGAAAGACUUCAUCACGGAUCCGGUUCCAUUUGUGAUCGCAUCAGGCGGCAUUCGGGAGCUGGCUUUGUCUGAAGCGGCCAGCCAAGCCCGGCUUUUCUCUCAAUCCAAUGGAGUUGCGGAAGCCGACACUGGCAAGCUCGGCGACGACUUACCACUCCUCCCCGCGGAGCUAUCACAACCCUCGCAGCUCCAAUCGCCAACACAGCCGAAGAAACGAAAGGCUUUCGAAAUUGCUGACAGCGAAGAUGAAGAUGAAGAUGAAGAGGAAGUCGUGGUAUCAGACCCAGGCGAGCCCAACCUACCCAGCAUGGACCUGGUGCCUCGUGGAAGUGAAGAUGAGAUGUUACUUGAAACGCAUGAAAUGGCAUUGCUGAGGAGAGAAAGGUAUGCUCGGAUUAGAGGCUCAGAAGAUGAGAUUCCUCUGCCAUCAUCAGACGCCGAGGAAUCCGUCACGGGGUCGCCUGAGAAAGAGGAAGACUGA